Molecule: messenger RNA, 1791 nt
Organism: Sparassis crispa
Lineage: Eukaryota; Fungi; Basidiomycota; Agaricomycetes; Polyporales; Sparassidaceae
Exons: 6
Coding region: 1-1791 (596 amino acids)
Source: RefSeq, a predicted model, not a curated record
AUGGCAAAGCGACGUGCAACUCAAUCUGACAGAAGUUCUCAGAAGAAGAAGCGAGGUGAAGUUGAAGAUGCUCCCACUGCGCAGCUGACACAUGACCGAUGUGCACGCGUUGAAGAUGUUGAAGAUGAAGGUGAGGUGCUGAAUACACGAGUAGGAUUAGAAGACGAGAUUAUUGACAUUGAUGCGCCGAGCGGCUCGAGCUCGAGGUCCACAGCGAAGACACCUGAGGAACAGCUGUGUGAGGCCCAGGAGGAUUGGACCUCCCCUGCAUAUGCAUUCUAUAAGCCGGAUGUGACAAUUCAGGUGGAUGAAAAGAUGCACGCGCAUGCAUAUAUUUUCCAUUGUGUGAACCGCGGCUGUAAGAUGAAGAUCGCACGGUGGACGGACAAGGGGGAUAAGUCGUCAAUGGGUAACCUCCGGAAACAUAUCCGGAAAUGCUGGGGGGAAGAGGCAUUGGCCGCGGCAGACAUGAUGAAGACCGCAGAUGAUGCACGGCCAGCUGUGGAGAAGUUCGCACGGUCAGGCUCUAUAACGGCAUCAUUUGAGCGUAAAGGAAAGGGCAAGAUAACUUACAGUGUUCGACAACACACCCGCACAGAGUCUCGUGCAGAGAUCGUGCGUUGGGUGUCUGAGAGCCUGCGCCCCUUCGCAAUUGUUGAGGACCAUGGAUUCCAGAACUUGAUGAAGACCGGGCGGCCGGAAUACUGGAUACCUUCGAGGUGGACAGUGGCUCAGGAUGUCCAUAAAGUCUUCGUGCGGUGUCGCACGCGGGUGGCAAGGAUGCUGCAGGAGUUUGAUGGUGAGCUGAACUUCGCUACAGAUGCCUGGAUGUCGCCCAACAACAAGGCAUUGGUGGCAUUCACAGUCCACCUUCAUCACCAAGGUGUUCUGCUCCGAAUGAUGCUCGAUGUCAUUGAGAUUGCCGAUUCGCACAAUGGCGUGAAUUUGGCUGCAGUGUUUGCGAAAAUGGUCGAUGAUUUCAACAUUGCUAUUAAGCUCCUCGGGGUCACUGCAGACAAUGCGUCGUCAAAUGACACCAUGAUUGACGAGUUGGCAGAAUUGCUUGAGGGCUUCCAGGGGCAGGCCAACCGAUCGCGGUGUUUUGACCACGUUGUGAACCUUGUGGCAAAGUCCCUCUUGCGUCAGUUUGACCUGCCGAAGGGCAAAGCUGACGACGUGCUUGAUGACGCAGAGCGUGCACUGCUUGAGCUUGCAAAGGACCUGAAUAUGGAUGUGCCGAAGGGUGAUGACGAAGAAGAGGACCGCGCAGACAACAUUGAAGGGCUGGAGGACGAACGUGAUGGCCUGUCGCCCGAGGAAAUCCAGGAGCUCGAGGAGAGCGUGCAACCUGUCAAACUCGUGCUUGUGAAGACUGGGAUACAGCUGCAAAAGAUCGCGUGCACGAUCAUUUGCUCUUCGACCAAGCUACUCCCCAUCUGGUUGAAGAUCGUCGCCACGUUCAAGAUGGCAGAAAACAAAAUGCCACGCGACGUCGCAACGAGAUGGAACUCAACUUUCAAGAUGCUUGUGUUUGCGCUCGAGUACCGGAAGCCAAUAGAUUCAAUAUGUGAGGAUAGGUCGACAGAGCUGCAUAAGUUUGAGAUGAGCAACGAAGAAUGGACAAUAGCAGAACAACUGCGUGACAUUCUCAGACUGAGUCACAGGAUGUCACUGUCUCUGAUACCGCGCCACCUACCUCUGCUGGCAGAUCUUCAACGACGCGACAUUGUAUUUCUCGCGCUCGACCCCUUCGCUACCUAUGGUCAUCCCGGCGAUGGACAUAAUCGAUGA